UCACACAGACACACAGACACACAGACAGACAGAGAACAGACAUCUGGCAGCUGUUUCUUAUCUCUGAACUUUGACUCAUAGACCAUCAUUGAGGGAAACGGAGCAAGGAAAAAUAGAGGAGAGUGGUCUUGAAUUUGCUGAUUUCAGUAUCUGUACAUCUAGGAAACAAGUAAUCCUUAUUUAUGCUGAUGACUGCCAUGUUUGGCUCUGUGAUUUUGCUCGUGUGUGUCCUCGGAGGCCACGCUCUGGACCUGCUGAGAGCGGCUGUAACGUCAGCGAAUCCUCCCCCCGCUCCCACAGUGCACUGCUGGUGCGCGAGCUACCCGAACAUGACGCUCUGCGCGUGGCCCGAACCUUCCCACGCGCCACUGACGCGCUACAUCGCUACAUACAGUGAGAGACAUGGGGAGCCAAUCACAGAGCAGUGCCAUCUCAUCCCACCCGGCUCUUCAUCCUCAUCCUCAUCUGAGCAGGUGUGGCUCUGCCAAAUGCUAAACCUGAAGCUUCUGACCAGCUACAUCAUCAACGUCACAGCUGUUUCCUCUGCUGGAAGCAGCUCCUAUCUGGCCAGUUUUAUGCUGGAGGAUAUAGUGAAACCAGAUCCUCCAGUGGACGUCCAGGUUUCCCCUCGUAACACCAGAAACCUGUUGGUGGAGUGGUCUCCUCCUUCCACCUGGAGCCACCUCAACAUCUUCCCCCUCAAAUACCAGAUCAUGUACCAGUGGGAGAACAAGGGCACCCCACAGUCUGUCAACCUGGGUCCGUUUGAGAGCACAAAGGUGGAACUGAAGGGUCUGACCCCGGGGAGGUCGUACCUGUUCCAGGUGUGCGCCAAAGAGCUGCUGGGUCUGGGAAAGUGCAGUCACUGGAGUUCACCGGUGAACGUCACCAUCCCACAAGCCAAGUCAUAGACACUUCCUGUCACACACACACACACACACACACACACACACACACUGGGCUGAAUCGACCGCACAAACAAUGCAAGCGAAAUAUGUUUUUUGUUUUAUUUAUUUAUAAAGUAAUUUAAUUUUU
Messenger RNA from Solea senegalensis (Senegalese sole), 1035 nucleotides. RefSeq names its product Epstein-Barr virus induced 3 (gene ebi3). Lineage: Eukaryota; Metazoa; Chordata; Actinopteri; Pleuronectiformes; Soleidae. The coding region runs from base 183 to 911 and encodes 242 amino acids. Gene Ontology annotation, molecular function: cytokine binding; cytokine receptor activity. The transcript is spliced from 6 exons. Gene Ontology annotation, cellular component: external side of plasma membrane; membrane; signaling receptor complex. The record is from RefSeq and is a predicted model, not a curated record. Gene Ontology annotation, biological process: cytokine-mediated signaling pathway.